This is a messenger RNA of Lodderomyces jiufengensis, 1926 nucleotides long. RefSeq lists its product as uncharacterized. The record is from RefSeq and is a predicted model, not a curated record. Bases 1 to 1926 code for a protein of 641 amino acids. The transcript is spliced from 2 exons. Lineage: Eukaryota; Fungi; Ascomycota; Pichiomycetes; Serinales; Debaryomycetaceae.
AUGUGGAUAGUACACCAUAAAGGUGAUCUCAGAGGAGAAACGCGUGUAUUACCUCCUGAAACCAAUUUGUCCCUUGGUAGAUUUGAAGUUCAUGAUUUCACAUUUAAUUCAAGAAAAUGUGCUAGAGAAUUAUUACAAAUAGUUACAGGUCCCUCAUCAAAUAAUAGCAAAACAUCAUUAACAAUAUAUAUUCAAUCAAGAGCUAAAAGUUUCAUAAAUGGAGACGUUAUAAGAUUGAAGAAAGGAGAAAAUCCAAGAGAACUAGAUUAUUCUUCACAAAAUAAAAUUGUAAUUGAAUGUGAACAAGAUGAUGAUCCAAGCGGUAACCCCGAUGCUCCUUUGGUUAUUAAAUGGGUAAAUAUAAAAUUAUUCAUUGAUACCAAAGAUGAAUUAGUUGAUCAAUUAAAAAAAUUAAAAAUGGAUUUAUUAAUAGUUGAUAAUGUUAAUGAUGCAACUCAUUUAUAUACAAAUAAAGCAGUUCCUGAUCUGAGUGAAUUUAAAAAAGCUAUAGUGCUAGGGAAACAAAUAGUUAAUGAUACUUGGUUAGAAGCAUUAAUUGCAAAUCCAAAUGAUGUUGAUAACUGGUUAUUGAAAUGUCAAGAUACUAAAUAUUUACCGGAUAAUAAUAGUUUAUACUCACCAGCAACAAGAAAAUUUUUCGAUUUAAAAGUUUUGUCUUUUGAACCACUUGAGUGGCUAGAUAGUGAAGUAGUAGAACAAAAAGAGGAGGAUAUAAAAUCAAAAGCAAAUGAUUCAGAAUUUGUUUUAGUUAGUUCAAAAGAUUUCAUGGGUUUGCAAUCAAUUGAUGAAACUGGAUUAUGGAUUAAAAUCAUUAAUAAUGAUUUAAAUACUAUACCGACAAACACAAUCAAGAAUUUAAAAAGAUCAGCAACGUCACAAGUGCCAACGGAAUCGAGUUCCAGAAAGAGAAGAAAAUAUGAAAAAGUUGAUAAAUUACAUUUCUUCUCAUUAGGUGCUACAUCAACACCAAUACCAGAAAGUAUAACCCAACCACCACCAAUAUCACAGCCAGAACAACCGCAAAGAAAAGAAUCAGAGGAAUCGAGGACAGAAACUCCAGAAACAGAACCAACUCCAGAUUCAAAAACCCAAGAAAUAAUUCCAUUUAAUACACCCAAACUCACAAAAUCAACAGUAGUUAAAGUUAAAGAGGAACCCGAAGAUGAACCACCAAUUAAUUAUAAAAAACGACAAAAUGAAUCAUUUACAAAUCAUCAACCUCCAAAAGUACCAAAAUUUAUGCCAAAAGUAUCAUUUGCUGACGCGGUUAUACAAGCAAGAAAUACACUGGCUCAAAAAUGGAAUAAAGAAAUGGGAAUAGUUGAAAAAGAUGAAGAUGAAGAAGAAGAAUUUACAGAAGAUUUAUCUAAUUUAGCUAUUGUUGAAGUUGUUGAUAUGCCGUUAAGAGAAAAGCCAGUACCACAAACUGAAGAUAUAAAUGUCAACAUCAAUGUUAAUGUGAAAAAUUUCAAAAGAUUUAGGAAAAACAAACCACCAACACAACAUAAAGAUCGUCCAGUUAUUGAAAUGACUAUAUCUGAUACAAAUGUAUAUACUCCUAAGUCGAAGAGAAAAGAAACUAAAGUAGAUACUGAAUUCAAUGGUCUUAUGAACGAAGUUCGUGGGUUUCAUCCAACUCCGCUAUUUAUUGAGGACAGUGAUGAUGAUGACUACGACGAAGGUGAUGAAGGGAUGGAUGAUGGAGAAGCACUGACGUUUAAGAAUUUUACUAAUCGUUCAUCAACUACAAAGACUAAUGAUCAUGACACAAUAGCAAGAUUUAAUUCUAACGAAAGAUCUAGUAUCAAUACAAACUAUAAUAGCAAUAACAAUAAUGAACCUGAUGAAGAUGAUGAUGAUGACGAAGAUGAUGAUGAUCAACCAAAAUUUGGAUUUAGUAGAUAA